Messenger RNA from Symbiodinium pilosum, 798 nucleotides. Lineage: Eukaryota; Dinophyceae; Suessiales; Symbiodiniaceae. The record is from the annotation of a GenBank genome assembly.
AUGUCGGAGGGACACGCCAACGAGGGCGAGUCAGCGCGAGUUUGUCAAGGUAAUCGCUUGAGCAAACUGUUUCGAGAGGACUUGGCAAGGGCAAAGUGUGCAGCAGACCAAGCCUGGCUAUUCAAGAGCGCAGAGGUCGGGACAACGAAUCGCAUCACAGCUUUUCGGCCCCCUGAGACCUUUGCUUUGGAAAAGGUCUUCGCGACCAAGUUCUCGGAUGCUGAGGAAGGCGAGGAGGUCGUCCCUGCGACGGAGGUGAUCUUCAAGCGAAUCCGGGAGCUUGUCGCGUUCUGGCACAGGCCAGUGAUGGGAGCCGAAGAGGGAGCUGGGCAAGAUGAAAAGGCUGAAGAAGCCCCAGAGGCAGCUGCAGUGGAGACAGCGGAAGCAGCAGAAGCAGCGCCUGCCACAGAGGAGGGUGGUGAGCCAUUGGAGGAGGAGGGACAGCAGGAUGAAGCGUGGCAGAAGCUGGACGAGAAGGAGGAGGGUGCAGAAGGGGGAGAGGAGGCAGAGGAGGUGGUCAACACACUCAUCAUCAAGGAUAGCCGCCAGACCAAGGAGGCUUUAGCUUUGGAUUUGGGCUGUGGGUUAGAACGGCAAACUGUCAUAUUUGGACGUCACUGUCGCCCGCGCAAUCGUCCACGUCAGGGAUUCCAAAACCUGUGGCUGCAGAACAUGAGCCACUACCUGUCCAGCACUGAGAAGAAUUUCUCAGCAAGAGAGUCUGAAUCUGAUGCACUGCAAAGGCUUGGAAUCCGUGAGACACUGCUGGAGGCCAAAGUGUGGAUGCUUUCCCGCUGA